GGAAGGAUUAAGAGCUUAUGGGUGUGUGUUUUUGAGAGGAUCUGUUUUCCCUCUAAUAUCGAAACUGAAGGGUCCUUGGGACGUUUGUGGUAGGGAGCAGUUUGGAUCCGCCUGUUACAACCCCUCUGCUAAGAAAUCCCCGCUAAGAGCAGCUGCUGCAAUCCACACAAUUGGCUCAAGGGAUGGUCUCCACGAGCUGGCUGAGACUAAUCAAGCUACUCGGAUCAGAAAGAAGAUAGCAGGCGUCUGUAUGAUCUAAUCAGGAAGUGUAACAAUCUAGUCAAGAAACCAAAACACCAAACGAUCAACAGAAUGGCAGAAAACCGAGACCAGGAUCCUCAUCGGACCUACCCGGCCCAAGAAUUGAUGAGAAGAGAGGAGGAGAGGACUCCCCAGGUCCAAGAAGGUGAAAAUGUAUUGAGGACCCACCAAGAAAAGAUGAUUGAAGAUUCUGGUUCUGUCCAACUGAAAACCUCCCCAGAAAUAGAAACACUAGGUCCCCAAGAGACAAACAGUGUGUCUGGAAGCCCCUCCGCAGUAAAUGAAGAGGAUUCCUCAGAGGGAAGGCCAGUGAGUUCUGAUGGAAUUUCUCUGAAAACAAACACUGAGGUGUCUCCAGGCCUUCUGAACCUUAACACAAUGAGUAUACCAGACUAUUCCCUGGACAAAGACAUGGUAUUUUCCUUAGGUAAAAGGAAAACAUAUUCAGUGCCAGUUGCUCUGGAGGAGAAAAUCAUAGGGGAACCCCCAACCGAAGAGGAGAACAGUGUACCCACCCCCAGAGGAGAGCCACAAGAUCCCAUAAUCCAAGAAACCACAAUUCCAUCUGCAGACUUCCUGGAACCAACGAAAGAGAGUAUCUCAAACAAGGAAGGAGAGAGACCCCAAGACACAGCAAGGAAGAGACACUCAACUGAAGCGGUGAAGUCAGAGGCUGAAGCCCAUCCACAAGAGACAGAGACCAGGCAGGAAGCAACGCCAGAGAAGGAGAAGUCCUUUUUAGGCAAUGGUCUUGCCUCUCCUGCAGCUUCACUGGGAGUCCUGGUAGUUGUGGUUUGUUUCAGCAUAUAUUGCAAUGGCUACUAUACUUCCCAGCCCCACCAUGUGCCAGAAAAUCCAGCCUUGGAGGCCUUCUUGUCUGGGUUUAACCAGCUGAAGGACAGCUUUCCGGGCCAGAGCUCUUACCUGUGGGUUAGAGGGCGAAAAUUAUUGCAGAGGCAUCUCAACAGUUCCAGUCAUAGCGAGCCAGCUAUUUUAAUCUUUACUGCUGCCCGUGAAGGUGAAGAAACCUUAAAGUGCCUGAGCAACCGUAUUGCAGAUGCCUACUCCACCUCACUCCGUGCCAGUACGAUCCAGAUUGACGGAGCUGGUAAAGCCACGCUCAGCAGCGACAAAGCUAAACUGGAGGUAGAUUAUGAGCUGAGCACCGGCUUUGAGGAGGGCAAGAGAGCUGCAGUGGUGCACCGGUUCGAGUCGCUACCGGCUGGCUCCACCUUGAUCUUUUACAAGUACUGCGACCAUGAGAGCGCGGCCUUCAAAGACGUGGCGCUGCUCUUAACGGUCCUGCUGGAGGAAGAGAAGCUGGAGGCUAAUAUAGACCUACAGCAGGUCGAGGAGAGAGUCCGUGAUUUCCUCUGGGCCAAAUUCACCAAUGCCAACACUCCCCGCUCCUACAACCACAUGGACACCGACAAGCUGAGUGGGUUGUGGAGCCGCAUCUCCCACCUGGUCCUGCCCAUCCAUCCAGUAAAAGCCAUAGAAAACAAUGGCUGUUCUUUCCAAACCAAACCGUAGCGGUGAAUGAAAUCAGCUUCCAGGACAGCUAAAGCCUUUGUGUAGAGGAGGCAAGUUAUUACUAAGCCAGGGAUCUGGAGCCAUUAAUGAACAAUGAGCUCACUUUAUAAUAGCAUGACACUGUCACAUCUAUUUUUACCUCUUGGAAAGAUUUUAUAAUUUUCAAAGUGAGACCCAAUAGAGCAGGCGUUGACUGGCUAAGCCGUCUCAGCCAAUCAUGUUGGAUAUACACUAGAAUGAUGCUUCCCAUUUGUGGAUUGAUAGAUGGGAAGAGCUAGUACUUUAAACUGCUAACUGCACAGCUAGAAGAUUAUGGCCAAUGGAGAGAAUAGACAGGGAGGGGAGUGGUUACUGAAGGGACAAUAUCACCUUGAAAAGCAGAUUUAUCCUGGAAAAGCUUGGACCUAUUAUAGAUACAUGUAACACAGGAGGUUACUAUAACUGACAGAAGCAACUGGGUUGAAAUAUUUAUCUUCUCCCCCUCCCCCCGCCCCAUUUGUUUACAUUUGACAGCACUUUGCAAAAGGCGAUUUCAUUGUUUCCUUUGCAGUGUCAGUUUCUUUCUCCCUGACUGAAAGAAACGGGGGAGCCGAACACCCCAGUUAAUAAUACUUAAGGGAUAUUUUAAAAAGAAAAUUAGGAUAUACUGGCCAGAGCCUCAGCUGUUGUAAAUCAGCACAGCUCCCUUGAUACUGAUUUAUACCAGCUGAGGCGCUGGUUCACUGUAUAUGGGGAUUUCAACCAGAAAUGGCAAUUUUAAAAGUAGUAGUCAAUUAAAAAAAAUAUCAGAUUGACAGUGGUUCUAAGGACUCCUCCUGGGGGGGAAGGGGCUAACCUGAGACACUCCGCGGGGAGACUUUGAAAUCUGAAGUUGUUAUUAUUGAAGUAGCUACUUCAUAGCUACUUCAAUCUAAUAUGAAACCCUUGUGUAUGGAAAGGUGCCACAUCUCCCAGCUGCUGUGCAUCUCAAGAUUCUUAGAUUUGUGUGACAAUGCUGCAUUUCAAGUGACACUAUUUGGUAAUGGUUAAAGGAGAGGCCACUCUGAAAAUGGGAAAAGGAGAAGAAGGAAUAGUAGCAGGUAGGGAUCAUGGGUAGAGAAGGGAGCAGGGGAGUAGUAAUGGGAGGGAAAAUAUUGAUCCAUAUUAUCCAAGAAGGGAACCUGUCAGAUCAAAUCUGCCCCCAAACUGUAUCAGACAAAACCUAAAACCAAACUAGAUUUUUUUCCAGGAUUUUUAAAAAAUUCCAGUGGAAGGCCUUUCUGAACCACACAUAACCCUCAGCAGUAUUUGCAAACCACGGGCCAGAUCCGGAUCCUCUUGCUCAUGUUAAAUAGAACGAGAUGUCCCAUUGGCGCAGUUUGGCGAUGGAGAUGACUUUGCCAGCUUUCCACAAGCAGAGAGUUCCACAGGCCAUCUCCAUCCUCUUAGUCCACUUUGCACUGGUUAUAUGGUGCACAGUGGACGUAUCACACUGGAACAUCUGGCCCAUUGACUUCAGAGGGACUAUUUGAUGGAGCAAGGAAAUAUUCAAGGUGAGUCAGAGCAUCCGAACCCGGGCCACAUCAUUGUGUUAGUGCAAGAGAACCUGAAAACGAAACUAACUGGAAGGUGAUUUCAUUGUCCAAACUGAGAGAAAUGCAAGAAGGUAAUUAACUUGAUGGUAUUAAAACCAGAUUAGAUUUUUAAAAUUCAGUUAGAUUAUUUAAACUAGGAUGAUACUAAAAACAUAGGUGAAGGAAGGUUGUUGGCUUCAUUUUUUUUUUUUUUUAAUAUUUAACUUGACAUGGCCCCUGAAUCCCCACUCUGUCACUCUGAGUGCAGAAAGUUGGGGCCCGCAAGGAUUCUAAAAAUUAAUACUUGCCAUUCCAGGCUUGUAUUAAACUCCCAAGAUUAGAGCUUUUCUCUGACCUUGGCUUGGUAAAGGCUGCCACCAACCAAAUGCAAAAAAACUCCUUUGGAUCCAGGAAGGCACACUUGGGAAUUCCUCCCUGUGGGGUACCCUCAAGCCCUUUCACACACCCCUCUCUGGGGAAGAGCUGAGAAAGAAAACAAAGGAAAUUAGCUGUUGCCACCAGCUAAUCAAAUAGCAUAUGCACAAACCUCUUAGGACACCAAAAAUCCAAUCCUGUUCUUAAAAAAGGUAAAUUUUAUUAAAAACAAAAAGAAAGAAAAUACCUCUGAACUUAGGCUUUUUCUAGAUUUUAAAAGAGCAAUUCCAAAAAUCAAGCACCCAGAAUAGCUUUCUUGAGGGUUCAGCUUAAAGGUUACAAGCAAACAAAAGCAUCUGGGGUUAGCACAGAGGAGUCCAUAAGCCAAUAAGAAAUAAAAGAAAUAACCCUAAUCACAGCUUUUUAGACAUUCCCUAAUUUUACUUACAUAUCUGAGGCUUCAGAUAAGUAGGUUCGAGGUAUGAAUUGAUAAUCUAUAAUCAUACCUGCUUAAAGCUGCUUACGGCAUUGCUGCUCCGUGUCCCUGCAGCCCAGAGAACAACCGAUAAAGGGAAAGUUUCUUUCCCAAUUUUAAAAAGUUCUACUUUCCCAUUGGCUCUUUUGGUCAGGUGCCCAUUCCUUUCCUUUUACCUGUGGGCUUGUUAACCCUUUACAGGUAAAGCAAGCAGAGAACAGACACCAAGAGGGAUUUUACAGCUAACUGGCUGGCUGGGUGUCCAUAAGGGAGCUACCCCCUCUCCCCUCUUCAGUUAUCACACCUUAUGGACAGCCAGCCAGCCAGUUAUCACAGCCCCUUUAAAAGAAAUUAGCUUUCAGCAGCAAGGCUGUAAUGGCCUCUUUGGGUCGCUGGUGAUGUCCCAGGCCACUCACACUCUGCUCCUUGGCAAAAUAAUUUCCCUCAUCCUUUAUCUGUACAGAGGGGACCUUCCACCUGCACACCUGCUCCCUCCCAUACAGAAAGGGCAGUCGCAGCCACCGCUGUAGCAGUGUAUCCCCAGAUCCUGUGGAGGUUUCGUCUGGAGAACAAGGUGGAAGCUGGAUGGGGACAGGAGGAAUUUGGCAAGGGCUUUUCUCAGGGAGAUUUCCUCUCCCACCAGAGCCCUGGGAAGGGUGAUUGGCCCAUGGUUUGUAAUGUUACUGGUAACAGCAAAGGGACAUAAUAAUCUUGUAAUUCACAGUUGCCUCCAGGUCUCUCUAUAAAUAGCUCUUAUGAUUAACUUUUAGUUCCCUAGACAUUUGUUAAUAGAGGUAUUUAUUUCAGCCCCUGUAGGACAUGUCACAAUGGGAUCUCUGCACAGGGAGAGCUCACCUUCUCACCAGCCCGUGGGAGCAGCCACUCAGAGUAAUAGGAGUGCUUCAUAGAGCUGGGGAACUGAGUGCAUUGUUGGCUGGUAACGAGCUAAUACUUUAUGCACUCGUUGAAAGCUUAUGAAUCCCCAGCUUGGUGCACACCAAUGCAUUAUUGCAUAUCAUCUUCUGUACAUAACAUAUGGAGAGCUUGAGCCACUUGGGGGCAUGUUACUUCCAUAGGUACUGACGCAUUCUGGAAAGUGUCUAGAGAAGAGCUACUAAAGUCAUGCUGGAGGGGACUCAGGGUACUAGGCUAAAGCUCUUAAAGCCCCAAUCCUGCAAUGAGUUCUCUGCAGACAGACUCCCUGCACCUGUGUGGGUACAGAGAGUCUGAAUGCACAGAUCACAUUGCAAGAUAAGGGCCCAAGUCUCUUCUGGUUGGAGAAGAAGAGGCUGUGGCAAGGAGUGGAGCUUACUUCCAAGUAUAACUGCCCAAAUGGAAGACAUGUUGUGAUCGGCGCAAUCUAUAUGAGGGCCGAAGAACCAAGCAAUCAAGGUGAACUGCUCAAAACAGGCCUUACAAAGACAUAGGCUUUAAUUAAGCAACAACAGGAAAAUGCUUGAACGCUCUGAGACAGGUAACUUUGUAAAAUACCCUCUAAUGACUGUACACCAAUACUGCCUAUGCCACACACCAGUGGUGCCUUGCUGAACCAUUUCAAAGGAAGGCUAAGCUGACUCACAGCACAGCUCACAGUAUUCACUCAUUUCACUACAGCCCCAGGGGUGCAGCCCAUCUGCAUUUCCAAAUCCAGGAUUGAGACUGAAUUUUUUUGGGAGGGGGGGAUUUUGCAUUGAAAUAGAGUCUGCUUUUAUUCUUGCAAACAGAAUGCACUGGAUGUGGUUUUUCAGCACGACUGGCCAUUUCAAGACAUGGCUUGGGACUGUUGUUCAUUUUUCCAAAGUAGUUGGCAUUUUAUAUGUGAACCAAUUCAUGUAUUGAAAAGCACGUGUUUUUCUCUCCCCUGCAGAAUGGAAAUAGGUUUUACUACAGAAGGUGGGCUGGUGUUCUGAAGUGUUCCUUAAGACACAAUCAACAUUCUAACACUCGGCUAUAUCAGGUUUUAAGGAGAAUAAUGAAUAACUGGCUGUAAAAAGUCUCUCUGCGCUGACACUCAGCAAACCAAGGGGUCCAGUCCAAAGAACAUUUUUGUACAAAAUUUGGGGUGGGGGAACUUGGCUGCUUUUUAUUUUUAAUCAAAGAAGUGCUCAACAUGGAAGCACUUUCUUGUUUUACUGCGUGGCUUGGGAUUUAUUGUUUGCUUUGACUUAAUAAUCAGCAAGAGAUCAGUCUAUGGUGCAAGUUCAAUGAUUUGAAAAAAUAUUAACAUCUAAAAGUCAAGUGCCACACACAGACAAUUUUAUGUAUUCGGUUUCUACUGCAUUGUCUUCUGUGCAAUGGAAAGGAGUGAUUCUCAGGCACAUAAGGCACUAUGGACAAUAUGGCCCAUGAGCAUUAACCAGUCGAGCUGUUGCAGUGUAGAGAGAUUUUAUGCUUUUUUAAAGAAAAACUUUCUUGUACUUCUUAAAGUAGUUUUUAAAAAUAAAUAAAUAAAUAACGAGGUUGUAAAAGAACCCAGCAAAGACUUAAAUGUUGGACUGAAGUCCUUG
Messenger RNA from Malaclemys terrapin pileata, 6704 nucleotides. RefSeq names its product torsin-1A-interacting protein 2-like. Gene Ontology annotation, molecular function: ATPase activator activity. The transcript is spliced from 5 exons. Gene Ontology annotation, biological process: membrane organization. The record is from RefSeq and is a predicted model, not a curated record. NCBI's taxonomy places the organism in Eukaryota, Metazoa, Chordata, Testudines, Emydidae. Bases 313 to 1794 code for a protein of 493 amino acids. Gene Ontology annotation, cellular component: membrane.